Tauraco erythrolophus (red-crested turaco) is the source of this 2803-nucleotide messenger RNA. The record is from RefSeq and is a predicted model, not a curated record. NCBI's taxonomy places the organism in Eukaryota, Metazoa, Chordata, Aves, Musophagiformes, Musophagidae.
AUGCCCAGGUCCCCCACCUCCAGGUCUGUGGAAGCUGUGGCAUCCUCCAACGGGGAGUGCUGGGUGAAGGAAAAAGGCCCCAAAGCCCUGGAUAUCUUCUCCCAUUUUAGCCCCGAUCCCAACGAAGACAACGCUGCCAACCUGAUUGACAGACCCCGGGAGUGUAAGCCGAAAGAGAAAUCCCUCGCCGUGCCCUCCCUGUCCCCAUCUCCCACCCCGUCGCUGGACUGCAAAGAGCCCAUGGGGGAGAGCACGGGGAACCUGCCGCCGGCUUUCGCGCCGUCCUUCGACACGAGCCAGGCCGGGGGGGCGAGCAGGUCCCCUCCCCACCUGAAGUCGGUCACCGUUCGCUACUCCACGGAGGAUUCUCCCAUCGCGUCCUGGCCCGGAUCCGACCCCAACCUCGACAGCAGCACCAGCAACCUUCCCGAGGUGAAACGCUCGCCCGCCAGCCCCCGGGAGCCCUUCUUCAAGCCUUCCUCACCAGUGGUGCAGAGCCCCAGGCUCUCCAGUUCUCCGAAGCAGCUGGACAGCAUCGCCCUCAAGGAAGAGCAUGAAGUUCUGGAGAAGUCGAUGGGAAGCCCACAGAGUAUGUCGAGCGCUGAGGAAGAGGAGGAGGAAGAAGACAACAACAACGAUUCCCCUUCUUCCAAUUCCUCGCGGCCCCUGAAGGUGCGGAUUAAAACCAUCAAAACAUCUUGUGGCAGCAUCACCAGGACGGUGACCCGGGUCUCGUCGGAUUCAGAGCCGGGCUCCGCCAAGGGGCCGGCCGAGCAGGGCUCCCACGACACCUCUCUGGAGGGUGCCAGCUUCUCGGCGUCGGCAGAGAAGGAGGAAGGGAUCGCGCUGGAGGUGCCCAAGGAGAAGAUGGAGCUCUCCAGCCCCUUGAAAACCAUCGAGGGGCCAAAAAUCGUCAGCGUUCAGCUUGGCAACGGCACCAAGCUCAAAGGGACUGUCCUGCCCGUCUCCACCAUCCAGAACGCCAGCAGCGCCAUGCUGAUCGCCGCCAGCGUGGCCCAGCAAAAAUCCGUGGUGCUGCCGGAAAAGACGGGUAAAGCCAUGGCCAAGAACAUCAUCAGCCUGGUGCCACAGACCCUGCCCAAAGCCGACACCAGGACCAACAUCAGCACCGUCACGCAGACCACCACCAUCACCACCACGGCCAACCAGAAAGUCAACGGCACCACAGUGGUGAUGGUGCAGCCGCAGAAGCCUUCCCCUACCGUCGCGGGCACAGUCAUUUCCAGGAGCCAGUCCAGCCUCGUGGAAGCCUUUAACAAGAUCCUCAACAGUAAAAACCUCUUGCCAACCUACAAACCCAACCUGAAUCCUCCGGCUGAUGCCAGCCUGGCCCUGCCUCCCUUCGGCUACCGCUGCCUGGAGUGCGGCGACUCCUUCGCCCUGGAGAAGAGCCUGGCUCGGCACUACGACCGGCGAAGCAUGCGCAUCGAGGUCACCUGCAACCACUGCACCAAGCGCCUCGUCUUCUUCAACAAGUGCAGCUUGCUGCUGCACGCCCGGGAGCACAAGGACAAGGGGCUGGUGAUGCAGUGUUCCCACCUGGUCAUGCGGCCCAUCGCCUUGGAUCAAAUGAUCGGGCAGCCGGACAUCAACUACAGCUGCUUCAGGUGCCUGGAGUGCAAAGAGCAGUGCAAGGACAAAGCCGGGCUGGCCGCCCAUUUCCAGCAGGCUGUGGCCACGGGGACGACCAGCAGCACGGUUUGCACGACGUGUCCCAUGAUCAUGUCCAACCGCUGCAGCUUCAACGCCCACCAGCGGAUGCACAAGAACCGACCUCCCCACGUCUGCCCCGAGUGCGGAGGGAAUUUCCUCCUGGCCAACUUCGAGGCCCACCUGAAGGAGGCCUGCCUGCACUUCUCCCGCAGAGUGGGGUACAGGUGUCCCAGCUGCGCCGUGGUCUUCGGCGGAGUCAACUCCAUCAAGUCCCACAUCCAGACCUCCCACUGCGAGGUGUUCCACAAGUGCCCCAUCUGCCCCAUGGCCUUCAAGUCGGCCCCCAGCGCCCACGCGCACGUCUACACGCAGCACCCCGGCUUCAGCAACCAGCAGUCCAAGAUGAUUUACAAGUGCGCGAUGUGCGACACGGUCUUCACCCACAAGCCCCUGCUUUCCUCCCACUUCGACCAGCAUCUGCUCAACCAGCGGGUCAGUGUCUUCAAGUGCCCAGACUGCCCGCUGCUCUUCGCCCAGAAGCGCACCAUGCUGGAGCACCUCAAGAACACUCAUCAGCCCCAGAAGCCCAAGGAAGACCUGGCAAAGAAGACGGCCGUCCUGCUCACACCGAAGCAGGAGCCUGUGGAAACCCCCGUGUCCAAGAUCUCGGAGGAAUCGUCGUCCUCCACGGAGGAGGACGAGCCGCCCAGCUCCCCGGAGCUGCGCAAGACCCAAAGCCGCUUCCAGCGCAAGACGGUCAACAAAUCGAAGGGCAGCGGGUGGACGUGCGGCGUUUGCCACUCCUGGUUCCCGGAGCGCGACGAAUACGUGUCUCACAUGAAGAAGGACCACGGCAAGUCGGUGAAGAAGUUCCCGUGCCACCUGUGCGAGCGCUCCUUCUGCUCCGCUCCCAGCCUCCGCAGACACGUGCGAGUCAACCACGAAGGGAUCAAGCGCGUCUAUCCCUGCCGGUACUGCACAGAGGGCAAACGGACCUUCAGCAGCCGCCUCAUCCUGGAGAAACACAUCCAGGUGCGACACGGGAUCAAGGUGACCGACCAGACGAAGAGCCAGGAGGUCGUUAUCGCCCGGAUAGGGACCGGCACCGCGCAGGUACCAGGGCUCUGCG